AUGCGAUUCGUUUCAAGCUGGAGAAAGCCUUCAAGCCUUACCGGCCUCAAACGGGCUUCAAUAACAUGGGCUAUCCUCAGUCUUAUCGCAACCAGUUGUAAUGUCUUCGCGCUAGCAACAUCCAUUGCCGAUCCAUCGCAACGGCCUCGGGACCGGCAUCUGCAACGAAGAAGCGGGCAGAUCCCAAUAUAUAACGGUAUCCCUGGCGGGGGACAAGAGAGUGAGGCAGUCGAGUUGAGUUCCGAGAUACGAAUCAAACAACUGGCAACAACGGUAAACGACCAGGCUCCCACGACACCUGAUUGGAAUCAACCUCGACCUUCACCGGAAACGCCUAUAAAUCUAUCAACGUGUUCGCCUUCUCAAAACUCCUCCCUCCGAAUUGUUUCAAACUCUGGCGUUUGCGAGACUCAUCAUGGGGUGCAAACCUCUUCGGGAUACAUACCUAUCAAUCAGAAUCAGUCAAUGUUCUAUUGGCUUUUUGAGGCGCGGAAAAAUCCCGACACGGCACCUUUAGUACUAUGGUUAAAUGGCGGCCCAGGAAGUAGCUCGAUGAUCGGCCUUUUCCAAGAGAACGGUCCCUGUAGAAUCAAAUUAGAUUCAAGCGGUCUUGACAACAAUCCGUACUCUUGGACUGAAAGCGUGCCCUUCAACUUCACAUUCCGUAGGCUUUACAUAGAUCAGCCUAUCGGUGUAGGAUACUCCUAUGGUACUACGACUGUCAAGACUUCCUCAGAGGCAGCUAUUUCUGUUUAUAAUGCACUUCAACUAUUUUACUCAGAUAACAAGUAUAAAAAGUUCAUCGGGCGCGAUUUUGCUAUUUGGACGGAAUCAUAUGGAGGUCAUUAUGGCCCGACCAUGGCGGAUUAUUUUCUUCAGAUGAAUCAGAACGUCAGCCAAAGUGGCAACUUUCUAAUACCUGUCAAGACUCUAGGUAUCGGCAACGGUAUUGUUUCUCCCCUUAUUCAAUAUCCUUACUACAUGGAGUACGCGAAGUCGAAUCCGUAUGAACAGUUAGUAACCGAUGAUAUCAUCGCCAAUGCGACCAAAAUGUACAAUCAGGAAGGUGGAUGCAAGGAGCUGAUCACGCUUUGCCAGACCACGUCCGACCCAUUGCGAUGUUCAAAUGCCCAAGCUUUCUGCAAUAACAACAUUUUGGGAAUUCUCAACGGAAAGCGUGAUGUUUAUGAUGUUCGAUCACUUGAUCCCAAUCCGUAUCCACCAGAUCUUGAGCCCAUACUGUCUCAGAAAAGCUUUCAAGAAUCAAUUGGUGCGGAGACCAACUGGACACAAAGUAACGAGGAUGUUUAUGAUAAUUUCUUCAAAGGUGGCGAUUGGAUGAUGAGCUCGGCUCCUCAGUUAGAAAGAAUAAUCAAUUCAGGAGUAAGAACCUUAAUAUUUGAUGGUGAUGCAGACUACAUACUCAAUUACAUGGGAGUCGAAGCGAUGGUCGAUAGCCUCAAUACCACUUUCUCAGAACAGUAUAAACAACAGCAAUUUUCAGAUUGGUUGGUUGAUGGCCAGAAAGCUGGGCUGUACAAAAAUGCUGGCACUUUUUCUUACCUGCGAGUCUUUGGCGCAGGACAUCAAGUGCCAGCAUAUGGAUUUGAGAAAAUAGAUCCUGGGAAAGCUUCAUUGAUAUUUUUUCAACAAGUCAUGAACGGCCUUCCUAUCUCAAGUUGGCCAAUUGGAACCUCUUCUCUCUCUAACCCACAAAUGGAAAGCAGGCAGAGUUCUGCUGGUCGCUUAAAAUCUCCCUUCUCGCUCUUCAUCUCAUAG
Messenger RNA from Melampsora larici-populina 98AG31, 1779 nucleotides. Its product is annotated as carboxypeptidase S1. Lineage: Eukaryota; Fungi; Basidiomycota; Pucciniomycetes; Pucciniales; Melampsoraceae. Gene Ontology annotation, biological process: proteolysis. Gene Ontology annotation, cellular component: fungal-type vacuole. The record is from RefSeq and is a predicted model, not a curated record. Bases 1 to 1779 code for a protein of 592 amino acids. The transcript has 12 exons. Gene Ontology annotation, molecular function: serine-type carboxypeptidase activity.